This is a messenger RNA of Exserohilum turcica Et28A, 2759 nucleotides long. RefSeq lists its product as uncharacterized. Gene Ontology annotation, cellular component: mitotic spindle pole body; spindle pole; equatorial microtubule organizing center. Gene Ontology annotation, molecular function: gamma-tubulin binding; microtubule minus-end binding. NCBI's taxonomy places the organism in Eukaryota, Fungi, Ascomycota, Dothideomycetes, Pleosporales, Pleosporaceae. The coding region runs from base 21 to 2759 and encodes 912 amino acids. The record is from RefSeq and is a predicted model, not a curated record. Gene Ontology annotation, biological process: mitotic cell cycle; cytoplasmic microtubule organization; spindle assembly. The transcript is spliced from 2 exons.
GCAACGUCCCGACUACGACUAUGAAAUCCCUGUCCACGGCUGAACGUCGCUCUGUGAAUGCCAACCACUCAUCCGCCUCGCGACCCCGCGUCGCCUCGGGCGAAGAACACGACCGCCGCAGCGCCAGCACAGCAUCACAUGCGAAGAAACACUCGGCCGCCAUGCGCGCAACCGGCGCGACCCCGAGUGAGCGCCGCACAGAAAAGAGAGAGAUCCGCGAGCGGGAGACGGAGGUCAGGCGCACCAAGAGCCCGCUGAAGCCGUCAAGCGAGAGCCGCCCGAGUACUCGAACCCGCGCUGAGAAACAAGCGCGCGAUGUGGAGAGACCGUCUCGGAGCGCCGCUGGGCCAAAGGCGCAGCCCGAAGAGCCUCAGGCCCCGUGGGAGCCGCAGGCCUCGCUCAUAGCGCACACGACGGCUCCGCUCGCGACACGUAUUUCCAUUCCUCCGCUCGCCUCCACCGCCCCCGUUUCCUUGCAGCCCACGCCGCUCGCACAGCUGUCCGUCGAGGCCCAGGAGAGGGCGAUUCUGGAGGACCUGUUGUUUGUGUUUAUGGGCUUCGAGGGCCAGUACAUCCGCUUCAGCGAUGUCUACAAUCCACAUGAAGAGAAGGAGCGGCUGGUGGGACCCCAGUUUCGCCUGAUGCCCGGCCUAGACCCAAGUCUGCGCGACCUGACCAAGUCGAUGCUCAAAACAGCCACCCACUACAUCGCCAUCGAAGCCUGUGUCGAGGUUCUGAGCAGGGAGGAGUACGGUGCGGUCAACCACGCCUUGUGUGCUGCGGUACGGCGGUUGCUGAAGGACUACCUUACCCUGGUUGCGCAGCUCGAACACCAGCUCCUGACCAACGAGUCGUUUACGCUUCACGUGCUCAAUCUGCAUACCAAACAGACUAGCCACAUGCUGUUCCAGCUCUACACAACAGGAAUUGAAUUGCUGAAAGCGAAUGGCAUCCUGGAGGACGAAAAGGACGAGGACUCGGCCGAUGACGAUAGCAACGAUUUUGAAAACAUUCUCGAGUCGCUACGGGAAGGAGGAAAUACUACAAAGAAACUCUGCAAAGGCGGAAGCGUACUGGGCCUCAUCACAAAACGCUUGGCCUCCAUGUCGGGAGAUCCAGCAGCACGCACAUUACUCACCACCCUGCUACGGGAAGCUAGCAGACCAUACAUGGCCAUGUUGAACGAGUGGCUCCACCACGGCGGCAUCAGAGACCCGCAUUCCGAGUUUUUGAUCAAGGAACAGCGGAGUAUCAAGCGCGAGCGAUUAGACCAGGAUUACACCGACGAGUACUGGGAGAAGAGAUAUACCAUACGCGAUAGCCUCGUACCUCCACAGCUCGAAGCAGUCAAGGACAAAGUACUACUGGCAGGCAAAUACCUCAACGUAGUCCGCGAGUGCGGAGGCGUCGACGUAAGUAAGAUUGUGCAGGACGCGCCUACUAGCUUCGACGACCCUCGUUUCCUGGACAAUGUCAACUCCUCGUACGCCUACGCAAACUCCUCGCUUCUCAACCUGCUCCUUACAACACACCAACUUCCUGCGCGAUUACGUUCACUAAAGCACUACUUCUUCCUCGAUCGAUCCGACUUCUUCACGUACUUCCUUGAAAUGGGUGAGGUCGAGCUUAAGAAGCCAGCUAAGCAUGUUAAUGUCGGCAAGCUGCAAUCUCUGCUGGAUCUCGCCACUCGUCAUGCUGGUUCAGUCGCGGUGGAAGAUCCGUACAAGGAAGACAUCAAGGUCCAGAUCAAUGACACUGGAUUAACGAAUUGGCUCAUGAAGAUUGUCAAUGUCCAAGGUCUCGACCAAGAGGCUGCUACAGCUACACUUUCGAGCUACACGCCGGCAAACUCCGCGCCCAUUACAGACGAUACCAACAUCACAGGAUUCCAGGCAUUGGUGUUUGAUUAUGCUAUGCCGUUCCCACUCUCAUUGGUAGUUAGCAGAGUCACACUGACGCGCUACCAACUACUCUUCCGAUACCUUCUGAGCUUGAAGCAUCUCGAAACCGAUCUGGCCAAGUGCUGGGGUGAGCAGGGCAAGAAUGCAGCCUGGAAACACCGAUCAAAGAACCCCCGCAUUGAACAGUGGAAACGACGAGCUUGGACACUCCGCGCACGCAUGCUGGUCUUUGUGCAACAACUUACAUACUACUGCACAUCGGAAGUCAUUGAGCCAAACUGGGCCUCAUUGAUGUCGCGAAUAAGCGAGGAGAAGGACGCAAGGGGCAAGGGCACCGACGAGAGCGGCGGGCCUCAAGUGAAGCGAACAGUAGACGAGCUGAUGCAAGAUCAUGUUGACUUUCUCGCAACCUGUUUGAAGGAAUGCAUGCUCACCAACAGCAAGCUGCUUCGGAUUAACAACAAGAUCAUGUCAACAUGCAGCAUGUUCGCAUCCUUCACCUAUUCGCUCUCCCGCUACCUGGUAACCGGUGACCCGGACCUUGUUGCCCAGAUCAACGCUACGUUUGCCCAACAAGCAGCCAAAGCCUCCAAGACCCCUGCUGCCCCGCUCCUAACCUCAACACACCGUUCCACAACACAGUUUGUGUACGAUCCGCAGCGCGUCGACAAGAUGUUCGACAUGCUGGCCAAGUACGAGGAAAACUUUACUCGCCAUCUAAAGAUCCUGCUCGACACGCUCAACUACCUUGCUGCUACCGAGACGGUCGUCUUUCUCAGUCUGUGUGCGCGCUUGACGAGCGCAGGCGAGGGGCUCAGUGGGUUUCAGGUGCCUAUGGGUAUGGAGGGUAUCGCAUAG